Molecule: messenger RNA, 1959 nt
Organism: Cladocopium goreaui
Lineage: Eukaryota; Dinophyceae; Suessiales; Symbiodiniaceae
Source: the annotation of a GenBank genome assembly
AUGCGAGCAGUUUCUGCAGUGCGGCGUGCCAAGCAUCACUACUGCCGGGAAUAUGUUUGUGAUGAAGCGGACUAUUGGCAUCGAUGUUACCAUGAAAUGGAAGCAGCGUACUACGCCGUCAAGUCCGCCCUGGACGCCGAGCGCCAGCGGUGCACGCCGUGUGUAGUCUUGCCAAGCUCGCCGCGUCUGAGCCCACGGCAGGAGGUGUCUGAGAGUCGGGAAGAGAUUGUGAGGACAGUUCAAGAAAGUCACAAGCAGCAAGUGGAGUCUUACAAGGUUGAAGUGGAAACUACACUCAAGAAGUUGGAAACUGCGUUGAAGACAGGAGAAGAGGUUCGAUUUGAGCUUCGAGAGAAGGACCUGGAAGUGAGUCGGUUGAAAGAAGAAGUGUCGCGAAGAGACCAUCGCAUCAUUGAGAUGUCCUCCCAGAAAAGCUACUAUGAAAGUCAACAGGUUUCCGUUGAGCUGUUAGAAAGAAAGGUCCGAGAAAAGGAUAGAGAAGUGGUGGAAUUGAAAGAAGAAUUGGAGAAGCUUCGGGAAAGUUUCACCAAGGUCAAAGACGUUCACCACUAUGCAGUGUCAGAUUCCUGUGAUUCCUCAGUGUUGCGGCAACGCAUUCGCGACUUGGUGAGACAGACUGACUACUUGUAUUUUGAAAGAGACCUGUGGCGAAGAAGUUGGUCAGUGCCGGUAAGGUCUUUAGUGGUAGAGACCCCAGUGACGACGGUGAUGCCUGUGACAACUACCAUACCUGUCACCACCGUAGCACCUGUCACCACCAUCGCACCUGUGACCACCGUUGCUCCUGUGACCACCGUUGCGCCUGUGACUACCACGGUGACCACCGUGACCCCGCACACCACGGUGAAACCAGCGCCUGACGCUCCAACGGCUGAUUCACCCGGAAAACCAGCGAGUGGAACGGUGCCAGCAACGACAGUAACUGUGGCGCCACCAGUACCAGUAAUCGAAUCUGUGUUCCCUUCCACUGUGGUCUCCCCUGUCAUGGCUAGUCCCAUAGUCACCAGAACCGUGGCGCCAGUCGUCGAAGCACCCGUGGUGAUGGGUGGCAUCUACGGUGACUAUGUACGGCCCCUCGGAGUUGGCAGCUACUACCAAAGCGAGGAUGGCGCCAUGCAGGCACUCGACGGUUUGGUGAACGAUGCUUAUGACAGAGCUGCACCACUUGGGUGCGGUGACUGUAAAGCCGCUGGCAACUACGCAGCAGACCUGGAGAGCAUGCAUACUGCCAAGAGGCUUGGCUUUCCGAUUUCGCUUUAUUUGGACGCUCGAGAGCGUCGAUACGUGGAGGAAUUGAACACCUCCAAUUUUGUCGCCAUCACCAAGGACGGUCGCUAUGUGACUCCUGAUGCGCCAAGAAGUGUGCUCAACAGCAACACCAAUAAGGUCUUGCAGAAGCUUGCCGCGGACCUGCAGCUACUCGUGGAGCGAAGACCCAUUGACUUCGAAGCCGAGGUGGACAGCUUUGAAGAGGUGGGUGCCGUUGGCACUGCUGUGGUCGUCACGCCCAUACGGUCCCUGACCCGUGGAGAUCGUACAUGGCGCUUUGGAGAACCAAAGGUGCUCCGACAGCUUCGCGAUAGGGUUCGGGCCAUUCAAAAUGGCGAGGCGCAGGACACGCACCAGUGGAUGCGAAGGAUAGAGCUGGAUGAUCAGCCGCAGAAAGCCAUGUUGAGCGUGUACCCUGGCGCGGAUCCCAAGAACAUGUGCGGACUGAGGUUUGUGAUGGACGAUGGCGUCAAGCAGGUACCGGGGUACCGGGACUCACAGAUCUCCAGGGAAGGCCCCUUUGACGACACGUUUGGUGCUUCGGGGGCGAGACGCUAUGAGAUGAGACGCGAUGAGACCGUGGCCCGCAAGCAUGGAAGAGAUGCCUUUGGUUGUGUCUUUGCAGAUGUGGAUUUAAUAACAACAAAUAGCCUGACUGGCAGUUUGUAG